AGAUUUAGACGCCAGAUAGCGUCAUUGUUUGCUUUUGAAAUUGAAAUAAAAUUUAUUGUAGAUGGGAAUUGUAGAUUAUUGCAUUACAAACAAUUAAAUGACAACUUAUUUGUUUUAUCAGUCUCUCGCUUACCCAGAAAUCCCAAUGCAAAUAUUCGACCAAAUCACAGACAUAAACCGCCCCCAUUUCUACGCUAUAAGAAGCUACGUGCUCCCAAUUGCAAAAGUAGUUAACAAUGUCAAUAGCCGUCUAUCUGGUGUUGCUCUUGGCGCUAACUUUAAUAGAUGGAUAUAGCCUGUAUGCCAACAGCACCAACAGCAGACUGCUGACUGUGCUGAAUACAUCAGUUUCUACGCUGGAUGUGGUGCUGCACAUCGAUGUGGUGGAAGGCAACAGAACACCACGGACUACUACUGAGGUUAAACCACUUACCUUGAAGGACAUUAUUCGCGCUGAAAUCAAUGGGGAUUGGGAGCGCGGACGUUUUGUCUUACAGCUGGCAAGUCAGUCACAUACGUUGGAACUAAAGCAAGCCAUUUACGAAGCCCUGUGGCAAGAACUGCAGCAGAUGGGGCAAAUCUAUGAUCCUGUAAAGGUACUGGAUUUCUAUGACCAGCUUACACAACAGUCACAGGUGCCGUCAGCGCUACUGGUGCAGGUAUAUGAUGAGUUUAUUGGGCGCAGCGCUCAUUUGCUCGCGGCUCCCUUUCACACAGAUAGUCGCAGUGCGAGAUUUCCAAAAGUCGCCGCACUGCUUGAACGACUCACACUAAGCACCCUAGACUACUUAAGCGAUAUAUUGGAAGCACUUUUUAGUCCGGUAUUGGCGCUGGAGUCGGCUCUCAGUGUGGUGCAACGUCUAGGCAACUUUAGUGGCAGCGUCACUCAAUUGACCUUAGCAAAUCUUCAGCUGCUGCAGCGGACGGAGCUGAAAUUGAAUGUAGAUGGAAAAGCUGCAGUCCAGGAUAACCUGCGUCAAUUACUGGAGCAGCCCAGUUUCGAUCAGGAAGUCGAUCGCAGCUUGCGUGAAAAGGUGUACGAGCAAUUGCCUCCAGAUGAGAAAAUCCUCUUUACUGCACAGAAGAUUUGUCUGCACAAUAUGACAAACCACAAUUCCUACAUCUACGAGUGCCCACAAACCUAUUUGAUCUGCACCAACGAACGCGACCCGAAGAAGGCAUCCUACUAUGUACAACGAGGAAACGGUGGCGCGAAUAAUACACUAAGAUUUGCCUUCUACAGUUCCUAUUGGCGCAAUCGUUACAUCCUAAUGGAGCCAAGCAACCACUCUACUGGAAACUACGUAACGAAGAACAUUUACAGUCGCGAUUCGAUCUUUUGGUGGCAAGUGGUGCAGCUUGCUGGCGGUGGCGUAGCCCUCUAUGAUGCUGCUACAAGUAGUUCGAUGCUCUGUGGAGGUGAUCCCAAGCAUUGGGAUGGCGAAGAGCGCCAUGUUUAUACACGCAGCAGCUUGGAAUUUGAAAACUAUCGCAGGGAAUGCGUCUGGAGGGUCGAGGAUUGCAGCGAUGUAACGAAAUAGAGAAAGGGUUAUACAGAAAUAUACAUAUAUCAAAGCAACUCAUAUUUAAAUUUUUUUAAUAAAUGGCAAAGUUAAUAUUGAAUAG
Molecule: messenger RNA, 1626 nt
Organism: Drosophila hydei
Lineage: Eukaryota; Metazoa; Arthropoda; Insecta; Diptera; Drosophilidae
Exons: 1
Coding region: 237-1541 (434 amino acids)
Source: RefSeq, a predicted model, not a curated record